Magnolia sinica is the source of this 1421-nucleotide messenger RNA. RefSeq names its product probable cinnamyl alcohol dehydrogenase. The coding region runs from base 78 to 1151 and encodes 357 amino acids. NCBI's taxonomy places the organism in Eukaryota, Viridiplantae, Streptophyta, Magnoliopsida, Magnoliales, Magnoliaceae. Gene Ontology annotation, biological process: lignin biosynthetic process. The transcript has 5 exons. Gene Ontology annotation, molecular function: zinc ion binding; cinnamyl-alcohol dehydrogenase activity. The record is from RefSeq and is a predicted model, not a curated record.
AUUGCCUCCAAUCAAGCACCAAGAACCCCAUAUUCCCCCUCUCUCUCUCUCUCUCUCUCUCUCUCUCUCUCCACAACAUGGGUAGCCUUGAAUCAGAGAGUCCAGUGAUAGGAUGGGCAGCUAGAGAUUCUACAGGGUUUCUAUCACCUUACACUUACACACUCAGGAGAACAGGCCCAGAAGAUGUGGUCAUCAAGGUGUUGUAUUGUGGCGUAUGCCAUACUGACAUCCACCAGAUCAAAAACCACUUGGGAGCCUCCAACUACCCCAUGGUCCCUGGGCAUGAAGUUGUAGGGGAAGUGAUUGAGGUGGGGCCUGAUGUGAAAAAAUGUAAGGUGGGCGAUAACGUUGGAGUGGGUGUGAUCGUUGGAUCUUGCAGGCAGUGUGGCCCAUGUAAAUCUAACAUAGAACAGUACUGCAACAAGCGAAUAUGGACCUACAACGAUGUUUACACUGAUGGGAGGCCCACUCAAGGAGGGUUUGCAUCUUCCAUGAUUGUGGACCAAAAAUUCAUACUGAAUAUCCCAGCCGGGCUAGCCUUAGAACAAGCGGCACCACUAUUGUGCGCCGGGGUGACAGUUUACAGCCCACUCAAGCAACUUGGGCUGAAAGAGAGUGGGCUGAGGGGAGGUAUUCUGGGCCUAGGUGGGGUGGGCCACAUGGGUGUGAAGAUAGCCAAGGCAAUGGGCCACCAUGUAACGGUCAUCAGCUCCUCAAAUAAGAAGAGGGAGGAGGCGAUGGACCACCUCGGCGCCGACACCUAUCUGGUCAGCUCCGACACGGCCCAGAUGGAAGCAGCCGCUGAAAGCCUCGACUACAUACUGGACACCAUCCCGGCCCACCAUCCGCUUGAACCUUACCUCCCGCUGUUGAAGGUCGGCGGCAAGAUCGUGUUGAUGGGCGUCUAUCCAGAGCCAAUGCAAUUUCUUACUCCCAUGAUUAUGCUAGGGAGAAAGUGUAUUACUGGGAGCUUUAUAGGAAGCGUUGAGGAAAACCAAGAGAUGCUGGAGUUUUGUGAGGCCAAAGGACUCACAUCAACGAUAGAGAUUGUGACCAUGGAUUAUGUGAAUACGGCCUUGGAUAGACUCGAGAAAAAUGAUGUCAGAUAUAGGUUUGUGGUGGAUGUGGCCGCCAGCAAUCUCAGCCCUUGAUCAGGCAUCUAAAGAGAAGAAAUCCAGCCUUGAUGCUUUCUUUAGUUCAUUUAUUUGUUUUGAGUUUGUUAUAUGCUUUGAUACUCUAGUAGAAUGUGAUGAUCCAUAUGCAUGCACACAGUAAUUAUGUACAGCUGGCAUGCGUGUACUUCAAAUCAGAUAAUCCAAAUCAUGGGCCCCACUGAUGAUUGGUUAUAACCUAUAAAAAUAAAUUUCCAUUAAUCAGGGAUCAGGAUCGUCCAAUCGAUCUGAUUUUUGAGGUUAUGCUCA